UUGGUGCCGCACUCGUCCGUUGGUCGCGCAUCGUGGCGACAGCUGGUAGCGGCAACCGUCGUCGUCGCCGUCGUCAGGGCUCGACUCCGAGUCGAUCGUGUCGCGCGGAAUACACAAUACGCGCGGAUAGUCGCGAACGUUGCGCGCGCGUUCCAGCUAACGGAUAACGGUGUGACGCGCGCGCGCGCGCGCGGCCAGGGAAACGAGAGAAAGUAUAGUCGGGAGCGCACAAGGGGCAGAGGCCCGUGUAGCAGCAGCACAGCACCUUUGCCGCCGUCGCGUCGUGUUGCGCGCUCGCUAAAACAAAGAUGGCGGACGUGGACUCGAGGGUAGACCGGUCCGAUCCGGAGCUGCGUAUCUUGUCGGUCGACAGGAACAGCUUCAACGAUCCGGCGACCCAAGCGGAAUGGACGCAGAAGAAGCUGGUGUGGGUGCCGCACGAGACGCAGGGCUUCGUCGCCGCCGGCAUCAAGGGCGAGCGCGGCGACGAGGUCGAGGUGGAGAUCGCGGAGACCGGUAAGCGCGUGCUCGUCGCCAAGGACGACAUACAGAAGAUGAAUCCGCCCAAGUUCGACAAGGUCGAGGACAUGGCCGAGCUCACCUGUCUCAACGAGGCCUCCGUUCUGCAUAACCUCAAGGACCGAUACUACUCCGGACUGAUUUACACAUAUUCCGGCCUCUUUUGCGUCGUAGUAAACCCUUAUAAGAGACUGCCAAUAUAUACAGAGAAGAUUAUGGAAAGGUACAAAGGUAUUAAGAGACACGAAGUGCCACCACACGUAUUUGCCAUUACCGAUACGGCUUAUCGUUCUAUGUUGCAAGAUCGCGAAGAUCAGUCAAUUUUGUGCACCGGCGAGUCCGGCGCCGGCAAGACCGAGAACACAAAGAAAGUGAUUCAAUAUUUAGCCUACGUGGCCGCGUCGAAACCCAAGUCUAACGCGACUCCGAGUCCGGCAUUAAUCAUAGGUGAGCUCGAGCAACAGCUUCUUCAGGCAAAUCCAAUCUUGGAAGCAUUCGGUAAUGCGAAGACUGUGAAGAACGAUAAUUCAUCCCGUUUCGGUAAAUUUAUAAGAAUAAAUUUUGAUGCAUCCGGUUACAUAGCCGGUGCAAACAUUGAGACGUAUCUUCUAGAGAAGUCGAGAGCCAUUCGGCAAGCGAAAGAUGAAAGGACUUUCCACAUAUUUUAUCAGCUGUUGGCAGGUGCCUCAGUCGAACAAAAGAAGGAAUUUAUAUUGGAAGAUCCAAAGCACUAUCCUUUUCUGUCAAAUGGAGCUCUACCGGUUCCUGGUGUCGAUGAUUCCGCUGAAUUCUUCUCUACGGUAAAGUCCAUGCACAUUAUGGGCAUGACCAACGAGGACUUCUCCUCCAUCUUUCGUAUCGUUUCCGCCGUGAUGUUGUUUGGUUCGAUGCAGUUCCGUCAAGAACGAAAUUCUGAUCAAGCCACGUUACCGGACAACACGGUGGCGCAGAAGAUCUCGCAUUUAUUGGGCCUAAGCGUGACUGAGAUGACGAAAGCCUUCCUAAAACCGCGCAUCAAGGUCGGUCGUGAUUUCGUUACGAAGGCACAGACGAAGGAACAGGUGGAAUUCGCCGUAGAGGCGAUCUCAAAGGCCUGCUAUGAGAGGAUGUUCCGUUGGUUGGUAAAUAGAAUCAACAGGUCCCUUGACAGAACGAAGCGACAGGGUGCCAGCUUCAUCGGCAUAUUGGAUAUGGCCGGUUUCGAGAUAUUCGAGCUGAAUUCCUUCGAGCAGCUGUGUAUCAAUUACACGAAUGAGAAGCUACAGCAAUUGUUCAAUCAUACGAUGUUCAUUCUGGAGCAAGAGGAGUAUCAGCGUGAGGGAAUUGAAUGGAAAUUCAUAGACUUUGGGUUGGAUUUGCAGCCAACGAUCGAUCUAAUCGACAAACCGAUGGGCAUUAUGGCGCUUUUAGACGAAGAGUGCUGGUUUCCUAAAGCCACGGACAAGACAUUCGUGGAAAAACUGGUUGGCGCUCACAGUGUCCACCCGAAGUUCAUGAAGACUGAUUUCCGUGGUGUGGCCGAUUUUGCAAUCAUUCAUUAUGCUGGAAAAGUGGACUAUUCUGCCGCUAAGUGGUUGAUGAAGAAUAUGGACCCAUUGAAUGAGAACGUUGUCAGUCUUCUGCAAGCCUCGCAAGAUCCGUUUGUGUGCCAUAUCUGGAAAGACGCUGAAAUCGUCGGUAUGGCACAGCAGGCGCUCACAGACACACAGUUCGGUGCGAGGACGAGGAAGGGCAUGUUUAGGACGGUCUCGCAACUGUAUAAGGAACAGUUGGCCAAGCUGAUGGUGACACUGCGCAAUACGAAUCCGAAUUUCGUCAGAUGUAUAAUUCCGAAUCACGAGAAGAGAGCUGGUAAAAUCGACGCCCCACUUGUGUUAGAUCAACUGCGAUGCAACGGCGUGUUGGAGGGUAUCCGUAUCUGCCGGCAAGGUUUUCCUAACAGAAUUCCGUUCCAAGAAUUUAGACAACGCUACGAAUUGCUUACUCCGAAUGCUAUUCCCAAGGGAUUUAUGGACGGGAAGAAGGCUUGUGAAAAGAUGAUUCAAGCAUUAGAGUUGGAUCCGAAUCUUUAUCGUGUUGGACAAUCGAAGAUCUUUUUCCGCGCCGGGGUGUUGGCCCACUUGGAGGAGGAGAGGGACUACAAGAUCACGGACAUAAUCGUCAAUUUUCAGGCUUUCUGUCGCGGUUUCUUAGCCAGGCGUAAUUAUCAAAAACGUCUGCAACAGCUUAACGCGAUCCGCAUUAUUCAGAGAAACUGUGCGGCCUACCUAAAGUUGCGCAAUUGGCAAUGGUGGCGGUUGUACACCAAAGUGAAGCCUUUAUUAGAGGUUACCAAACAGGAGGAAAAGCUCACACAGAAGGAGGAUGAACUGAAGCAGGUUCGCGACAAGCUGGAAUUACAACUGCACUCGGCUCAGGAGUACGAGCGCAAAUAUCAGCAGGCAAUCGAAGAAAAGACUAUGCUGGCUGAACAAUUGCAGGCAGAAGUUGAGCUUUGCGCGGAAGCCGAAGAAAUGAGAGCUAGGUUGGCCGCGAGAAAGCAAGAGCUAGAGGAAAUUUUGCACGAUUUGGAAGCGCGUAUCGAAGAGGAAGAAGAGAGAAGCGCCGCGUUGACUCAGGAGAAGAAGAAAUUACAGUUGAACAUCAGUGAUUUAGAAGAGCAACUAGAGGAAGAGGAAGCUGCUAGACAAAAACUGCAAUUGGAAAAGGUUCAAUGUGAUGCGAAAAUCAAGAAGUUAGAGGAAGAUCUCGCUCUUUCGGAAGAUACCAAUCAAAAGUUGUUGAAAGAGAAAAAGAUUCUCGAGGAACGUGCAAAUGAUCUCUCACAGACUUUGGCCGAAGAAGAGGAGAAAGCGAAGCAUUUGUCGAAAUUGAAAGCUAAGCACGAAGCGACGAUCGCCGAUCUCGAGGAGAGACUUCUUAAAGAUCAUCAACAACGACAGGAGGUGGAUAGAUCCAAGAGAAAAGUGGAGACUGAGGUUUCAGACUUGAAGGAGCAAUUGGCCGAAAGGAAAACGCAAGUUGAGGAAAUGCAGCUUCAACUUGGCAAACGUGAGGAAGAACUCAAUCAAGUUAUGGCGAAAAUGGAUGAAGAAGGUGCUGCUAAAGCACAAGCUCAAAAAGCGCUUAGAGAGUUAGAGUCACAGUUAGCCGAACUUCAGGAAGAUUUAGAAGCUGAAAAGGCGGCCAGAGGUAAAGCAGAGAAACAAAAGCGCGAUUUGAACGAGGAGCUUGAAGCGCUGAAAAACGAAUUGCUCGAUUCUCUAGAUACUACCGCGGCUCAACAGGAAUUAAGAAGCAAACGAGAACAAGAACUUGCGACGUUGAAGAAGAACCUCGAAGAGGAAACAUCAUUGCAUGAAGCCACACUCGCUGAUAUGCGUCACAAGCAUACACAAGAACUGACUGCUCUGAAUGAACAAAUGGACGCAUUGAAGAAAACGAAAGCGGUUUUAGAGAAGGCAAAAGGAUCUCUGGAAGCCGAGAAUGCCGAUUUGGCUACGGAACUUAGAUCGGUCAGCGCAAGUAGACAAGAAUCUGAUCGUCGUCGUAAACAAGCGGAACAACAAUUGGCGGAAGUAAACGCAAAAUUGGCCGAAGUAGAACGAAACAAACAAGAAUUAGUUGAGAAAGUGACGAAGUUGCAACAAGAAGCGGAAAGUGUGAUGCAGCAACUAGAAACCGCCGAACUGAAAGCAUCUGCAGCAUUGAAGGCGUCGGCCACCUGUGAAUCCCAGUUUACCGAAUUACAACAGCAAUUGGAAGAAGAAACUCGGCAGAAAUUGGCUCUCAGUUCGAAGUUGCGCGCGUUAGAAAGUGAGAAAGAGAGCUUGCACGAUCAACUUGAGGAGGAAGAGGAAGCAAAACGUGCCUUGGACAAGCAACUGCUGAGUCUGAAUAUACAAUUGGCCGAAGCCAAGAAACGUGCUGACGAUGAAGCAGAGGCGGCUGUCGCUCUCGAGGAGGCCAGGAAACGUUGUACGAAGGAUAUUGAAGGUCUCCAACGGCAAGUUGAGGAAUUGCAGGCAGCCAACGAUAAACUAGAUAAAUCAAAGAAAAAGAUUCAGGCAGAACUAGAAGACAGUAUCAUCGAGUUGGAGGCACAGCGAGCGAAAGUACUUGAGUUAGAAAAGAAGCAGAAGAAUUUCGAUAAAGUACUGGCCGAAGAAAAGGCUGUGUCUGAGCAAUAUGCAGAACAACGGGACGCCGCAGAGAGAGAAGCACGCGAGAAGGAGACAAGAGUAUUAUCAUUGACUCGCGAAUUAGACGAGCUUAAUGAAAAAGUUGAGGAACUUGAACGGGGCCGUAGAGGUCUACAGUCAGAACUGGACGAAUUAGUUAAUAAUCAAGGUACCGCUGACAAGAAUGUUCAUGAACUAGAAAAGGCAAAACGUUCAUUAGAAUCGCAGCUACAAGAGCAAAAAUCGCAGGUUGAAGAAUUAGAAGACGAAUUGCAGUUUACGGAAGAUGCUAAGCUGCGAUUGGAAGUAAAUAUGCAAGCGUUGCGAGCUCAAUUCGAGCGUGAUCUUCAAACCAAGGAAGAACAAGCGGAAGAAAAACGUCGAGGAUUAGUGAAGCAGCUCCGUGAUCUUGAGGCGGAGCUCGAGGAUGAGAGGAAACAGCGUGCUGCAGCUAUCGCUGCACGUAAAAAAAUGGAAGCGGAUUAUAAGGAUAUCGAACAACAGUUAGAGAUGCAUAAUAAGGUGAAGGAGGACGCACUCAAACAACUUAAGAAACUUCAAACUCAAAUCAAGGAUUGCACUAGAGAGACAGAAGAAGCUAGAGCUGCAAGAGAUGAACUGGCAGCUGCCUCUAAGGAAACCGAGAGGAAGGUCAAGAGCUUAGAAGCUGAUUUGUUACAAUUAACUGAGGACUUUGCUAGCAGUGAACGUGCCAGAAGAACCGCUGAGAACGAGAGAGAUGAGCUACAAGAAGAAGUCAAUAACAAUGCCAAUAAAGGAACCUUGAUGUUAGACGAGAAACGUAGAUUGGAGGCAAGAAUUGCCACCUUAGAGGAAGAACUGGAGGAGGAGCAAUCGAACGCUGAGAUCGUGAUGGAUCGUGCCAGAAAAGGUCAAAUUGUGAUCGAGCAGUUGACAACGGACUUGGCGACUGAGAGAUCCACUACGCAAAAAUUGGAGUCGCACAAAAUGCUGUUAGAGAGACAGAACAAAGAACUUAAAGCGAAGUUAACCGAGUUAGAGACUGCGCAACGUGCCAAGACCAAGGCUACGAUACAGCAACUGGAAUCGAAGAUCAACAAUCUCGAUGAGCAACUCGAAACUGAAGCCAAGGAGAGAUUCGCCCAGCAGAAGAUCAAUCGCAAGUUGGAGAAGAAAUUGAAGGAACUGAGCCUACAGUUGGAGGAUGAGAGACGAAACUCCGAUCAGUAUAAAGAACAGGCAGAAAAAGUCAAUGUCAGAAUGAAAGCGUUGAAGAGACAAUUGGACGAAGCUGAGGAGGAGAUCAGUAGGCAUAAGACUAUGAAGCGGAAAGCGCAGAGAGAGAUGGACGACAUAACAGAAUCUCACGAAGAGCUCAUGCGGGAAUUGACACAUCUAAAGAACAAAUUAAGGCGCGGUGGUCCUCCGAUAAGUCUGAGCUCUACGAGAUUGAAACGCGGUUCCGUACAAACUGGCGGCUCGGGUGACGAUUCGACAACGCAGGACGAGAGCAUCGACGGCGAGGAGAACGCCAAUUGAAUAUCGGAGUCA
Cyphomyrmex costatus is the source of this 6233-nucleotide messenger RNA. It is a transcript of the gene zip, whose product is annotated as myosin heavy chain 10. Gene Ontology annotation, cellular component: cytoplasm; myosin II complex; myosin filament. The coding region runs from base 309 to 6221 and encodes 1970 amino acids. The record is from RefSeq and is a predicted model, not a curated record. Gene Ontology annotation, molecular function: microfilament motor activity; ATP binding; actin filament binding. NCBI's taxonomy places the organism in Eukaryota, Metazoa, Arthropoda, Insecta, Hymenoptera, Formicidae. The transcript is spliced from 9 exons.